Molecule: messenger RNA, 2263 nt
Organism: Erigeron canadensis
Lineage: Eukaryota; Viridiplantae; Streptophyta; Magnoliopsida; Asterales; Asteraceae
Product: crossover junction endonuclease MUS81
Exons: 15
Coding region: 1-1968 (655 amino acids)
Biological process (GO): resolution of meiotic recombination intermediates; DNA catabolic process; mitotic intra-S DNA damage checkpoint signaling
Cellular component (GO): nucleus; Holliday junction resolvase complex
Molecular function (GO): crossover junction DNA endonuclease activity; 3'-flap endonuclease activity; DNA binding
Source: RefSeq, a predicted model, not a curated record
AUGGAUAGAAUAGUGUGUCCUGAAAAUGGGGAGCUAGUGGAAUUCAUGAUGAAUAAGCAAAAAGAAAUGAUGAAUACGCCCAAAGGGAUUUCUGAUCAGAAUGCCAAGAUGAUAUCGAAAGCGAUUUCAAAUGUUUGCGGUUCCAAAGCCCCUAUUAAAACUCUUAAAGAUUUCUCCAAUGUCAAAGGUGUUGGAAAGUGGAUUUUGAAGCUCAUGAAAGAUUUCUUUAUUGACACCGCUGAGAAUGAGGAGACGAUACCAAGGGUUGAAAAAAACAAGGGAAACAAGCCAUAUAUGCCUCAAAAGAAUUCCGUGGCUUAUGCUUUAUUGAUCACUCUCUAUAGAGAAAUGGCUAAUGGAAGCGAGUUUAUGCGAAAACAAGAACUAAUUGAUGCUGCUGAAGCAAGUGGCCUGUCUCGGUCACCUAUAAUGCCGGAAAUAGGAAAGGGGAAAGCAGGCCAGUUUGGAGUCAGCUCAGGCAGGGAUUGGUACAGUGGAUGGAGUUGCAUGAAAAAGCUGAUAGACAAAGGGCUGGCCGUUAAAUCUAGCUGCCCGGCAAAGUACAUGCUGACCGAGCAAGGAAAAGAAGCUGCCCGUGAUUGUCUAUCAAGAUCUGGAUUGGUUGAUUCUACAGAGGCUCUUCAUACAAUCAAUAAAACUUCAGAUUCAAACCAAAUCAAAAUGAAUGAUUCAGUGUGCACUCAAGCCAAGUUGGUUAAAGAUGGACCACCUCAGAAAGUUUCUUCAAAACGUCUGAAAAAAUCAGUCGAUAUUCCUCCUGAUACUCUUGAUAAGCUUGUGCGCAUGGGAUACUCCAAAGAACAAGUUAUUCGUGCUUUUACAGAGGUUAAAAAAUCAUCACCAGAUGAAGAAAUUUCUUCACUUUGGCUAUCUGUUUUAUGUCGUCUUCGGGAGGUUGAAGUUUACAACUCACCUUUGGAGUCUCCGAAUGUUCCAGAAGUCAGACAUCAUUCAUCAUCAACUUCUAUGCAUAUAGAUGGAGACUCUCAUCAUUUUAUACGUGAAAAAACGAGUUUGGCUUAUGAACCGGGAUCCGAUAUUCCAAGUACAUCAAUGAGACCUUGUUCGUUGAAUGAUCACAAUGUGCGUAAGCGAGGUAGGAAUGAUCUUGAAGCUAAAUCAAAUGUUUUUUCAAUGCCACCUUUGACAUUUGGGGACCGGUUCGAGGAUACAUAUGAAGUGGUUUUGAUAUUGGAUGACCGAGAAAAAUUCACCAAGGCGUCAAAGUCUAGAAAACUUCUUGAGCAUGUUCAACUCCAUUUUAAAAUACCAAUAGAGGUGCGGCGCUUACCUGUUGGAGAUGGCAUUUGGAUAGCUCGUCAUAAGCAUCUUGGGAGUGAAUAUGUUCUUGAUUUUAUUGUUGAGAGGAAGAAUGUUGAUGAUCUGAGAUCUUCUAUUAGGGAUAACCGUUACCGAGAGCAGAAAGUGCGGAUCCUGAGGUCUGGACUCAAAAGGCUGAUAUAUCUAGUGGAAGGUGAUCCAAAUGCUUGUGAAAGUGCUGAAAGUAUUAAAACAGCUUGUAUGACGACCGAAAUUCUGGAGGGAUUUGAUGUGCAGAGAACAAGUGGAUUAGGAGAUACACUGCGAAAAUACGGCCAUCUUACGCAAUCAAUAAUUCAAUACUACACAUCUCUUGGCAAUGAGGCUGAACGUCAAGAUUUCUCAAUCUGUCCUCCUUUUGAUCAAUUUAUAGAGAGGUGCCAAGAGUUAGACAAGAUGACGGUCAGUGAUGUAUUGGCUACCCAACUCAUGCAGGUUCCGCAGGUGACUGAGGAUGUUGCCAUCGCUGUCCUGGAUUUAUACCCAACUGUUUUAUCACUUGCUUCUGCCUACUCGCGUCUUGAUGGUGACAAAUGUGCACAAGAGGAACUCCUUAAGAAGGAAAGCAACAAUGCAAUCAGUGGAGUCGCUAGCAGAAAUAUUUUUCAGUUCAUUUGGGGUGAUUAGUUAAUUGUAUGUAGCUGAAGCCUUCAAGCUCUCUAGCAAUGUUUCUCUAGAAUAGGUACCCAAACUCUUUAUAUUACAACGAGAGGGACUACUAGAUGACAAUAUUAGUUAUGGCUAAAGUACGUUCUUUAACAUCACUCCAAGACUCUGUGAAGGCAACUUCCGCGUAAUAUGUGUUUUGGAUAAGGAAAACCUUGUUAUGUUGAAGCAGCUAAACCAACUCAUAAUCUGUAGUGUGUUGAUAGAUUCACAUACAACAAACAUACAUGGAAAGCGCCUUGGCAAUUCUUACAAA